AUGUUAACUAGUAAAGUGUGUAGAGAGCUUGAAAGUAUGUGGAAGUUUUUUUCCGAUGAAUUAAAUAAUUCUGGAGAAUAUGCUUUUUCUCGUGGAAUUCUUGGGAAAUACUGCCCUAAUGAAAAUUGCAAUAACUAUAUCGAUAAAAUUAAUGCUGGCAGUUUAUGGUUAUUUUAUGAAUUUUUUGGUAAACCUGGUAGCACAGUUGAUUCUAAUACUUAUAAGGAUGACGUUUUAUGUAUUAUGAUAUGGUUAAGUUAUAAAUUAAGCCUAAAAUUACCUGAUGACAUCACCACAUUAAACAGUUUUUAUUCUCAGCAUAUACAACAUAACGAGAAGUACACUAAAAGUAAAGUUAAUGAUGGAACAUAUGGAAGUUAUAAGGAAAUUAUAGAUGUCAUAAAGGAAUAUAUGGAUAUUAAUAUUACUCAUAUGUCUAAAUUUUAUGAAUUACUUAAAUUAUUAUGUAAGAUGAAUACUUCUUAUACGAAUGGUAAAAGUAACGAUUUUUCAGAAGAUGCUAAUAAAUUUGUUUAUGAAUAUGAAAAACUCCUUAAUGAUAAUGAUAAUAAUAUUGACGACAGUUCAUACAAUAAAGUAUUACUUCAUUUAUCCAAUUAUUAUAAUAAUUUUGAAAAAUACAGAGUUCCUUAUAAUAAACAAAUGAAACGUCCUCCAUUACCAACAGAAAAAAAAGCCGAAAAGAAUGAUGUAGUAGAUUCUAGUGAAACUAAAAUAGAUGGUUCUUCAAGUGAAACUAAAAUAGAUAAUUCCUCAAGUGAAACAUAUCAAUCAAUUAAUGUAACGGAAACCAUGAGUUAUAACACUACAUUAGCAGGUUCAUCACUAGUAAACAAAAUAAUUCCAGUUUUAUCGAUAUUUGCUGCAAUACUAUUUUUUGGGGGAAUUUCUUAUAAGUAUUCGUUAUUUGGAUUUCGGAAACGAUCUCAAAAACAACAUUUAAGAGAAAAGAUAAAAAAAUAA
Messenger RNA from Plasmodium yoelii, 984 nucleotides. Its product is annotated as PIR protein. The coding region runs from base 1 to 984 and encodes 327 amino acids. The record is from RefSeq and is a predicted model, not a curated record. NCBI's taxonomy places the organism in Eukaryota, Apicomplexa, Aconoidasida, Haemosporida, Plasmodiidae. The transcript is spliced from 3 exons.